Messenger RNA from Penicillium diatomitis, 939 nucleotides. RefSeq lists its product as uncharacterized. Lineage: Eukaryota; Fungi; Ascomycota; Eurotiomycetes; Eurotiales; Aspergillaceae. Bases 1 to 939 code for a protein of 312 amino acids. The record is from RefSeq and is a predicted model, not a curated record. The transcript has 2 exons.
AUGGGUUGGUACGACAAUGAGAAACGAAAAGACCCUGUCCAGCAGCUCGACCCAGGCCUUCGCGAGUUCUUGGAAAAGGAGACGCCCGACAAAUAUGCGACUGCACGUGAUACGGACUCGUUCAAUACACCACCUGCGCAUGAGCCCGAGACUGAACCUGUGCAGUCAUUUGGCUAUCCCGACGACGAUCGACGAGUCCCCGCCGCGUCGUUGUUCCAAGACGGCAGAUAUGCAGACCUUUGGAAGACCUAUAAAGCACCAGCUCGCGUCGACUCCGGUCCUGCCUCGGACAGUGAAGUAGUUGAAAGGUACAAGGGACGCGCAAAUACGGUGAAAAACGCGGCCCUAGAGAACUGUGCGUUUGAACAACAGGCUUUCCUGUCUUGUGCGAAGACAGGAGACUGGCAGGAGAAAGUGAAGUCCCGAGUCACGGCUUGCGCAGCUCAGCGACACACUUUCAACAGAUGUUUUGACAUGCAAACUAAAUUCUUGAUGGCGUUGGGCUACGCUGCAUCCCUCGAGCAUAAACCUGACGUCGAAGAACGGAUCCAAGUGCACGCCGACAAGUUGUUCCACCAAAUGCUGGACUACGAAAAGGAAGUGGAGGAGGCGAGAGCCACCGGCAGCCAGCCUCCUCCGCUUCGGUCUCUCUUCAAUCCUGAUCAAUCUUCACGGGUUGAAAGCUUCGCGGGGGCGCCUAUGGAGAUUCCUGGCGGCGAGGAAGUCCCGGCCGACCUCAAGCCUACGAAGCCCCUGCUUAAGCUAACUCCGCAUGAGCGAGAGCUGGAGAUACGGUCUCAUAACGCGCGGAUAGAGCAAAAGAAACAAUUCAGCGAAGAGGUCACCGCCUAUUUGAAAAAGCACACGAGUUCUCGAGCGAAGAGAGAGGAAAAGGCUGUUGGCUGGUUUGGGGAGACCAUUGGUAGGCUGUUCUGGUGA